AGUUAGGAUUUUCCGCUGCUUUCUUGGGGACCUAGCGAAUAGCCAGAAACUAUCGCCCCAAGUCCAUCAGUAACUCACGGCAAUCGUGGUUCACCGACAGAGGCAGGCGCGAUGCAUCGAGGUCUCCGCCAUAGCAGUGUGCUCGCGCUCGUUGCGGCGCUCGCGUGUGUCGUGCCGUGGAUGGCCGUCGCGCAGAUCAUCAAGGAUUCGGAAGGUGCUGUGCUGAAUGAUUUGCAGAGUGCGUGGGCAGUCAACUUCACGGGCUGGGCUCCCGGAGUGGACUGCGGGGGAGCUGUGGGCCUCACAUGCGAUCCAGACGGCAUGGUCACCUCCAUGCAGUUUUGGACUCUUAUGUCGGCGGCAUUCUUCACAAACCGUGUCACGCAGCUAACCCGCCUCACAGAGCUGAAGUUCCACAGUAUAAUAUAUCUCCCAGAGGACCCACUAUACAAGCUCACAUGGCUCAAGUCCCUUUCUGUGGAGUGCCUUCCCACUUCAGCCGAGACCAUUCCUUCCAGCAUCACCAACCUCAUUCAACUCACGAAACUGGUAAUUGUGGACUGUGGCUUUGGCGCCAUUAACGGUGGUAUUCCGCCUCUGAGCCACCUGACCAGCCUUGUGGACGUGGAGUUCCCGUCCAACAAGAUGUCAGACCUAUCGCUUCUCCAGGGUACUGCCUUCGGUAGCCUAUUGAAACUGAACCUGAGCUCGAACCCUCUCGAGACUGACAGCCUCUCACGUCUGAACAACCUCAGUGGACUCACAUCGCUGGAUAUGUCACGCACUCGGUUGCAGGGCGACCAACUACUCCAGGGGCUGAGCCUUCCCAAAUUGCAAUUCCUGGAUCUCUCGAAUAACCGUGUCAGGGGCUCUCUCCCUGAAUCCCUCACAACCUUGACGUCCUUGAUCGCCCUGAAUAUCUCCAAUAACCAGCUCAGUGGCUCCAUCCCCGAGUCUCUCACAACCGUGACAACCCUGGUCAGCCUGAAAGUGAACUCUAACCCGAUGGAAGGAACUAUCCCACCGUCCUUUGGAAGCCUGACCGCUCUCUCACUGCUGGCCGCCAGCCGCACGAACCUCACGUGCCCUGCCAACCACAGCAGCUGUGGCGUGCACCAGAGCUCCUCCACUGGCUUCUGCCGCACAUGCCCUCUUUUUUGCACCGCAUGCGACAUGUCCCAGCUGCCAUCCCUUCCCGCUGCCAACCAGUCCCAGCCGGCAGCAGCACCGCCUGCAGCCGAGCAGCCCAAGUCAGGGCUUUCGGUGGGCGCCGUCAUUGCGACCGUGGCUGCUGUCCUUGCGGCUGCUGCCGCCCUCGCUGCCGUGCUCUACUACUGCUGCUUCCACAGGGGGGGCAGGCGCACCGGCUCAGCCUUGCUAAGCAGCAAGGCGGCCUCCCAGGCAUGCCAGGAGUACCCGCUGCGGCAGGUGGUUAAGGCCACCAACGGGUGGUCCGAGGCGAACCUGCUUGGCGCGGGCGCCUUUGGCGACGUGUACAGCGCCGUCUCUCCGGCUGAUGGCGCCACACUGUGGGCCGUGAAGCGAGCCAAGAUCAUCACCAACGACUUUGACACCGAGGUGUGCCAGAUGGCCACGAAGCACCACCCCAACCUUGUGCGGCUGCUGGGCUUCUCCAUUGGGAUUACCAACAAGACAAGGGUGGAGCAAGUUCUCAUCUAUGAGUUCAUGCCCCAUGGGGACCUGCAGCACUGGAUUGGAAAAGCUGCUCCCGUACCGCUGAGCUUCCAGCAGCGGGUGGACAUCCUCAUGGGGGCGGCACGGGGCUUCGAGUACCUCCACAGCUUUGGCAUCGUGCAUCGCGACAUCAAGCCAGCCAACAUCCUGCUAGACCAGAACAUGCAGGCUAAGAUCUCGGACUUUGGGCUAGUGAGGAUGGGAGAGGGCACCACAGUUCGGAGUACUCGGGUGGUGGGAACACCGGGCUAUGUGGACCCCUCGUAUGCUGCAUCCAAUAAAGCCACCACCGCCACCGAUGUCUACAGCUUUGGCGUCCUCAUUCUUGAGCUGAUGACGGGGCGGCCGGCUGUUGAGGGAUCGCUCACCAUUUCCUCUGAUGAGGAGUCCAACCUCCCUGUGAACAUCGUAUCCUGGGUGAAGCAGCAGCUCGCCCCGGCCAGCACCGCCCCAGCCCCGGUGGUUGCGAGCCUCAAGGACGCGCGUAUGGAGGCGCAGGAUGUCUUGGUGCUGAGGGUGCUGCAGCUGGCGCUGCGGUGCACCGCCAAGCACAGCGCGGCGCGGCCGACCAUGGGGGCCAUUGCAGCAGAGCUGGAGUCGGUGAUGGGCGAGCUGGGCGGGUGCAGGAGGAACACGGCGGCGGAAGCAGUGGACAGACAGAUGCGAGAGUGCACACUGGUAGGAAGCAUGGAAGACGAGCUUACUCGCUUGGGUGUUGCAUUCCAAGGCAGCAAAUUUACGGCAUACACUCAGCUUUAGGCCCUAGGUAGGAAUUAAUCUGGAAUGGGCGUAUUCGGAUACCCCAUAAACGUUCUCGGCUGUUGUAGCACGAGUUGCAAUGUUGACUAGGUGCUACAGUACCUGCCUUCGCCUCAGGGCUUGGAACAAAUUUCACACCAGUGGAAGUGCCCGCCAAGGGCGAACCUGCACGAUCUG
Molecule: messenger RNA, 2631 nt
Organism: Closterium sp. NIES-67
Lineage: Eukaryota; Viridiplantae; Streptophyta; Zygnematophyceae; Desmidiales; Closteriaceae
Source: the annotation of a GenBank genome assembly